This is a messenger RNA of Tinamus guttatus (white-throated tinamou), 492 nucleotides long. Lineage: Eukaryota; Metazoa; Chordata; Aves; Tinamiformes; Tinamidae. The record is from RefSeq and is a predicted model, not a curated record.
AAAGCCUUGGAUGACUCCAGAGCCACCCACAGUCUCACUUAAAAUUCCACUUUUUAGGUUAAGAAGUGUAAAAAUGGAACAAAGGAAACUGAAUGAUCAAGCCAACACUUUGGUGGACCUGGCAAAGACUCAAAACAUCAUGUACGACAUGAUUUCUGUUGAAAGAAGCGAAGAUUUUGAGAAGAGAAUUGUUACUCUGGAAACUAAACUGGAAACUUUAAUUGGUAGCAUUCAAGCUCUCCCAGAACUGAUUAGCCAGACAAUCAGCCAGCAACAGAGAGAUUUCCUCGAGUCUCAGAUACAAAAUUGUGAUAAACAUGUUGCUUACAGUGCUGAGCGAUCACAGUCUUUGUCAAGGAGGAGGAGAUCCUCAUCUACAGCACCACCAACUUCAUCAGAGAGUAGCUAGAAGAGAUUGAGCUAACCACAAAAUAAAGACUUUUUUGCCAUCAUAUGGUCAAUAUUUUAGCUUUUAUUGUAAAGCCCUAUGGU